AUGAAGUACUUUCUUCUGCCAACUAAUUUAGCAUUUCUCUAUAGCUUUGCACUAAGUAAACCUGUCCAGAUAGCUACAGGAAACAAUGACUUAGCAUCAGUAGAAAACAUUUGACAGAAUUCAGGUAGUGAAAUAGCUGUGUAUGAAGGAGACAUCCUCUUGAGAAGAGGACGACGCAGUGCAAUUAACUGUGAGAGUUGUUUAUGGCCCAAGUCACAAGAUGGAUUAGUCAAGGUUCCAAUUAACAUCUCUUCUGAUUUCUCUGUGACAGAGAGGUCUUGGAUUGCUGAUGCUCUGCAAGAGAUCUCCACGCUGACCUGUGUACAAUUUGUAAAUCACACUACAGAAAUAGACUACGUGCAUGUUGAACGUGGGCAGAGCUGCUGGUCUUACUUUGGAAAAAUUGGAGGACGUCAAGCAGUAGGCCUCGUGAAAAAUGGCUGCAUGGAUAAAGGAGCAAUUCAGCAUGAAAUGAACCAUGCACUGGGCUUCAUCCAUGAGCAGGCACGGAGUGAUCGGGACAGAUUUGUCAAGAUUAUGUGGGAACACAUUGUGGCAGGGGAACAAGGGAACUUUGGAAAAGUGAAUUCCAAAAAUCUAGGCCUUCCCUAUGACUACUCUUCCGUGAUGCACUAUGGCGCGUAUGAUUUCUCCAGCACUCCAGGGAAACCAACUAUUGUACCAGUUCCUGACCCCUCUAUACCCAUUGGGCAGAGAGAAGGGCUGAGUAACUUGGAUGUAGCUAAAAUCAACAAGCUCUACAAGUGCAAUUGCUGUAGUUCUGUGUUGCCUAAAUCCAAAGGCUCAUUCUCCUCUGUCAAUUACCCAUCCUCAUACCCGAACAAUAGCAACUGCCUGUGGUUGAUCCGCAUCCGUCGAAGUAAGAUUUUCCUGCAGUUUGAGGCUUUUGAUCUCCAACCCUCCUCAGACUGUUCCUCUGACUACAUAAAAGUUUACAACGGAAACAGCAAGAAUUCCCCUGUCUUGCUGGACAAAUACUGCGGGAAGGGACCACUGCCAUCCUUAGUGGCAUCUGGAUCGACAAUGCUGGUAGAGUUUGCAAGUGAUGAGAGCAUUACAGCCACAGGAUUCAGAGCCUCCUACAACAGGGUGAAUUGUGGAGGCACUUUCACAGACUCAAAUGGAGUCAUUACCUCUCCAAACUACCCCAAUAAAUACCCCAAAAACCGAGCAUGCUUCUGGGUCAUCCAUUCUCCGUUAGGAUACAAGAUAUCUCUCAAAAUGUUGUCCUUUGAGCUGGAAGACAGUGACAGAUGCAUCUAUGACUACUUGCUCAUACAUGAUGGAAGCCGACCCACAUCGUCUGCAGCUGGCCCUUAUUGUGGGACAGAGAAGGUUGCAGACUUUACUUCCACUGGAAAUUUUGUGCUGGUUGAAUUUCACAGUGAUAUCGUUUGGGAGUUGCCUGGAUUUUUGAUGAGUUACACAUUUGGUAGGUAGUACUAUACAGGUGGGAGCUGGAAAGCACAGAAUGAACACAGAAACACCCGUAGUCAAUUUCAGAAAAAAAAAAUCUAGCUCCUUUUUACUUUUA
Messenger RNA from Apus apus (common swift), 1555 nucleotides. RefSeq names its product embryonic protein UVS.2-like. Gene Ontology annotation, biological process: proteolysis. NCBI's taxonomy places the organism in Eukaryota, Metazoa, Chordata, Aves, Apodiformes, Apodidae. The transcript is spliced from 12 exons. Gene Ontology annotation, molecular function: metalloendopeptidase activity; zinc ion binding. The record is from RefSeq and is a predicted model, not a curated record.